Ruditapes philippinarum (Manila clam) is the source of this 1388-nucleotide messenger RNA. RefSeq lists its product as uncharacterized. The transcript is spliced from 2 exons. Bases 489 to 1010 code for a protein of 173 amino acids. The record is from RefSeq and is a predicted model, not a curated record. NCBI's taxonomy places the organism in Eukaryota, Metazoa, Mollusca, Bivalvia, Venerida, Veneridae.
UUGAUCAUACCUUACACAGAAAGAACAUCAUAAAACUGUCGACUGUAUUGGCAUAAGAGAACAACUCCAAUUUUAAAGCGUUCUUAAGCAGUUUUCUUGCAUUAUAUAAUUUCGUUAAGAAGGGAAACGUAUCUCAAAUCAGAUAUGAAUAAAAUAGAUAGAGCAGAUAAAAUGUGGAUGAUGACUUUUUAUUAAAGGGAUCGAAUUUUAUCAUAUAAUUAAAUUUAGCAUAACAUUGUUUGGUAUUGAAAUAAUUACACAUUGUACAUUGUGCAUUACAGUGCGCACGUGAAAACAGUGAUUGUUACAUGUUGUUUUCAUCAUAAUUGAAUUGUAUAAAAAAUGUUUUAUUUUGGACAAGUAAACAGGACAGAAUAAUUUACUUGCAUUCUACAAAUCAAAGGCAGUUGUUUGGAUUGAAAACUUACAGAGAUGUUGUGUUGAUUACAACAUAUAUCAUAGAAGUUUUGGACGUCCAAGAUAAAGUAAUGGACAACGGAAUGACAACUUUUAUUCAAGAAAAUUUGAAUGGAUACAAUCUGCCACAAGAUACUCUAGUAGAACUACACAGUAUUUUAAUGCGUCGAUUUUCUAUCAAAUUUUCGGAAGGCCUCUCACCUGAAGGGCGUAUGGCGAUGGAGCUUACGGCCAUGACAGGGAGUAUAAUAAAUUCCGGAAACUAUAUAGAUGACAAUGAUAGUGAAGAAACAAGUACUUACAUGAGACGCAGUCGGCAGAAGAGGAGAUCAAAAACAAUUUCAAUCACAGGUUCGUUUGAGAAAGAAUCAGCCAAUAAGGAAGCAGCAAAAGCAAAUGGUUUGAAAACUAGACGUAGUAGUAGCGCAGGAAUUAUUAAAGAAUUGGAAACAAGUGCUUAUGGUGCCAAUUCUGUAAAAUUUAAUACUGAACAGGUUGAACGAGAGACUGACAAAAUACAGUCUGUAGAAAAAUGUUUAGUUUGGAUGGAAGCGCAAAAUAGAGAUCCGACGGAAAAUAUUCAUAUUAUAUGAAAUAAUUGCGUAGUUUUCUAUCUAAUGCUAUGCUACAGCUACUGUAUUGCUUAACAUUAAAUAUACACUCUAUUUGUAAGUUAUAAACCGGUAUUAAUAUCAUUAUGUAAAUUGUUUAUUGAAACGUUUAUCACUGACAUUGCAUAGUUUCUUAAACGGAUAUUAACACGCCAUCUUCUAAAGAAUGAUGUUUUGUUUUUAUUUUACAAAAAUAUCUGGAAAACCUGAUCAGUGCUCAAUUUCCGAUUACAUGUACACCUAUAUAAUAUUGAGAGAUAAGAAGCUUGCAUACAACAAUUCUUGAAAUGCUUUAAAUUUGAAAUAAUUCGUAUCAAGUGUUCGCAAAAAAGGCUACAUAAUGCAACAGUGACCUUUCAC